CUAAGGAGAGGUGAGAAAUGUCGAAGAUGAAGGAGAAAUUGAAACCGAUCCUGGAUGAGAAGAUCACCAAACAUCUGAAUCUGACCGUGCUGCAGAGGAUCGAUCCUUGCGUUCAGGAGAUCAUCGCCGGCGCUACUCAUGUCGCCAUCUACGAAUUUGACAUCGACACUUUGGAGUGGAGUCGGAAGAAUGUUCAAGGCACACUUUUCGUUGUGAAAAGGAAUACUGAACCGCACUUCCAGUUUCUAGUAAUGAAUCGUAAAAGCACAGAAAAUCUGGUGGAGAGUCUCUGGGGAAAUUUUGAGUAUGAAGUGCAUGGUCCAUACGUGUUAUACAGAAACCACUGUAAAGAGGUAAAUGGAAUAUGGUUCUAUGAUACGAAGGAGUGUGAGGAGAUUUCAAAUCUGUUUGGCAGGAUACUUAAUGAAUAUUACGAGGAGCCGACAAAGUUGAAAGUGUCAUCAAGAGAAAUCAAAGUUGAAAAGGAUGACACCCUAGAGCAUCAUCUACGGCUAUCGCUAAAGUUGAAAAAGGAUGAUCAAUCUUGUGUGCAAAAUUUAUCAGUAAUAGUUAACCUGUCGAGUAAGAAGGCAGAUUCUUAA
Salvia splendens (bonfire salvia) is the source of this 602-nucleotide messenger RNA. Its product is annotated as mRNA-decapping enzyme-like protein. Gene Ontology annotation, cellular component: P-body. Gene Ontology annotation, molecular function: mRNA binding; enzyme activator activity. Bases 18 to 602 code for a protein of 194 amino acids. NCBI's taxonomy places the organism in Eukaryota, Viridiplantae, Streptophyta, Magnoliopsida, Lamiales, Lamiaceae. The record is from RefSeq and is a predicted model, not a curated record. The transcript has 7 exons. Gene Ontology annotation, biological process: deadenylation-dependent decapping of nuclear-transcribed mRNA; deadenylation-independent decapping of nuclear-transcribed mRNA; positive regulation of catalytic activity.